Molecule: messenger RNA, 1343 nt
Organism: Didymodactylos carnosus
Lineage: Eukaryota; Metazoa; Rotifera; Eurotatoria; Philodinida; Philodinidae
Source: the annotation of a GenBank genome assembly
AUGAAACAUAAAUUCUGCCGGCAUCAAGAACAUAAAGAGUCAUUCAAAAAUUUGAAGAAAAUUCUUACGACACCACCACUAUUGUUGAAAUAUCCACAUCCAACAGCAGAAUUUAUCUUGGCAACAGAUGCAUCAGAAUAUGCAAUCGGUGGUGCGUUGAAACAAGUGAUUGACGAAACACUCACUACAAUCCUUACUAGAGCCGAUUUGAAACAUGCUUUGGGAAAAUAUAAACAGAUCUCAAUUGCGUCAUUACAUGAUGCGCGAACAAAUAGUAUGGUCAGUCAUCCAUGCGAAAAAGGUGAAGUUCUAAAUCGUUAUUUUGCUGAAGUGUGCACGCCUUUAAAUACUCAAGGGCAUAUUUUUCCAACGUUGCCCACUCCUAAGCAAAUUAUGCCCACUUUUACUAUCGAUGUCAAUGAGGUAUAUUAUUCGUUGAAGAAAAUAAAUGUAAUGAAAGCUGUUGCUCCUGGGAUCAGUGGGCGAAUCUUGAAGGAGGAUGCCUUCGAAUUAACACCUGUUCUAACACGGCUAUUCAAUCACUCAUUGUCAAUGGAGACAUUUCCCUCACAGUGGAAGCUGGGCUUUGUUACCGUUAUAUUUAAACAAGGUGAUGUUCAUCACCCCACAAACUAUCGACCGAUAACCCUCCUUUCAGCUGUUUCCAAAAUAUUCGAACGCGUCAUAUUCAAGCGAGUGUUUACAUUUCUUAUUAAAGCACGAGAAAUUAGUCCGAAUCAAUCAGGUUUUCUACCAUCUCAUUCCACAAUUACUCAGUUAGUUCAGAUGCUAGCGAGUAAAGGUAUUCGCGGAUCGCUGCUUGGUUGGUUUUGCAGUUAUUUGAAUGAGAGAAAUAUUGUCACCAUGGUAGAAGGCUUCACAUCAUCUAGUGCGCGUAUCGGUUGUGGUGUACCACAAGGUUCGAUUCUAGGGCCACUUCCCUUUUUGUUGUUCAUCGAUGAUCUUCCACGGUCAAUGGUCUGCACGUGCAGGUUGUUUGCUGAUGAUGUCUCUCUAUACGGUAGUUAAGACGAAUCAAGAUGUGGUGAAUAUAAACAAAGAUUUGGAGCGAGUUUAUCAAUGGUAAAGGACUGGUUGCAGAACAUAAAUGUUCUCAAAUGUUACUCGGUUUUCUUCACACAUAAAGCUACAGCCUGUCCGCUAGCACUUAUUCUUGGUGAUACGAUGUUGAAGCAUGUUGAUAAACAUACUCAUUUAGGGCUAGUUUUAACUCCCAAUUUGGAUUGGACUCCACAUGUAGAUAACGUUUAUUCAAAAUGUUCCAAAAUGAUUGGAUCAUUAAAAUUGUUAUCUCGCUGUAUGGCAAGACGAGCACUUUUGUU